Molecule: messenger RNA, 1501 nt
Organism: Bicyclus anynana (squinting bush brown)
Lineage: Eukaryota; Metazoa; Arthropoda; Insecta; Lepidoptera; Nymphalidae
Product: L-threonine ammonia-lyase
Exons: 10
Coding region: 1-1311 (436 amino acids)
Biological process (GO): L-serine catabolic process; L-threonine catabolic process
Molecular function (GO): L-serine ammonia-lyase activity; threonine deaminase activity
Source: RefSeq, a predicted model, not a curated record
AUGUCUAGACGACAGGUAGACUUUGAUGAGUUCUGUGAUCCAGAGAAUCCCAAAAUAAUCAAAUAUGAAGAUAUCGUCGAAGCUACAAAACGCGUACGAAAAUAUAUUGCUCCCACUCCAAUCAUAACAUCGCACUACCAACGAGAGACUGGUAUCAAAAUUUUUUAUAAACUAGAAAUGGUACAACCUACUGGAAGCUUCAAGGAAAGGGGAGCUAUAAAUGCUCUAGAACUACUGCCAAGGGACAAACAAAAGGUUGGAGUGGUAGUAGCGUCACUAGGCAAUCAAGCCAUCGGGAUAUGCUAUUACGGUCAGAAGCUCGGCAUACCGGUGACUGUGGUGAUGCCCGUCAGUGUGCCGAUAGCCAAGCUGCAGCAGUGCCACAACCUCGGUGCCAAAGUCGUUGUCCAGGGCAAGGGAUUGGUGGAAGCGCAGAAGUAUGCCCGCAUCCUUUCCAGAGAAAAGGGACUCACGUACAUCAAUGGUCGCGAUUACCCCAAUAUCAUAACGGGAUACGGCAGUAUAGCCAUAGAGAUCCUAGAGCAGCUGCCCAAUGUGGACGCGAUCAUGGUACCGGUGGGCACAGGCGGACUUCUCGCAGCCGUGGUCACUGUCGUCAAACAAAUCAAACCCAGUUGCCUCGUAUACGGUGUGCAACCAGAGAAGAUACCAACAUUUUUCAAAUCUCUACAAGUGGGCGAACCAGUGACCUUAGAAUACAACUCUUCAAUAGCUGAAAGCAUUGCAAUGCCGUACGUUGGCAUCAAUGCUUUCGCAAACGCUCAACGUCAUACCGAUAAAAUGCUGUUAGUAAAUGACGACUGGAUCGCCCGUGCUAUACUACACUUGGUGGAAAACGAACGCCUCGUCAUAGAAGGCGCUGGGGCGUGCCCCUUGGCGGCCAUCCUUGGCAAACUCGUACCGGAGUUAAAAUCAAAAAAUGUAGUAUGCAUUCUUACUGGUGGGAACAUUGGUGCGGUGCUGUUGGGUCGUUGCUUGGACAGAGGGCGUGCGGCCGAGGGACGUCUUAUCAAAUUUAAAGUUCUAGUCAAGGAUCAAGCGACGGCUAUAGAGCAGUAUAUGAGGCUUAUAGCCAGCAAUGGUUACAACAUAAUAAGACAGUUUUGCGAUCGAAUUUGGAUAGAAAACGAUAUUUCCCUAGUUGAGGUAAAAUUAGUUUGUGAAUGCCGAGAUUUAAAUCAUGCAUUAGAGUUGAAAAGGCUCCUUGAAAGAGUUUAUGCCAACAGAUGCACAUUUGAAUCCGAGCCCUUCAAUGAAGACAGGACCUGUCCCUGCUUUGCCCAUAAAUAAUUAUAUUAUGUUAAUUAAAAAAAAAUUAAAACAAGUACACACUUUGGAAUAAACACAUUUAUAUCUUUAUUAAGAUCACAUCAACAUUAUUAAUAAAAUAUUUUGGUUACACAAUAUAAAUUAUGAGAUGACAAUAUAUGAGAUGGACAUAAUAUAUUACAAGUUUAUUUUAGUUGUUACUUGAAGUUUU